CGUUCAGGGAGGCACCUAGUGGUGAUUUUUGGCAGCGCAAGGCAAGUUCCAACAUUUUGCAAAGUACCAGCUGAGGUAAUUUUCCAAAUAGUGGACUGAUUUGGAAGAUGUGGCUGCCGCAGCUCAUGUUGGUUGUUAGUGUUUGCGGUGCACGGCAGCUAGAUCCCACGCCCGCAUACAACAAUGAACGUUUUGUCACAGAUCUUGUGAACGCACACAAUGACAUUCGGAAUGAAUUUGGGAAACAAGCAGCGAACAUGCUACACAUGUCAUGGGAUGUAGGAUUGGCAAAACUUGCACAGGCAUGGACUAUUAAUUGUAAAAAAGUACCAAACCCACACCUAAACAAAGAAAGCAUCUAUCCCAGAUUUAAACAGAUUGGAGAAAACCUUUACAUGGGUCCAUCCAUUGACAUAUUUAAAAUAGUUACGAAUUGGGGACUUGAAGGGAACUUCUAUGAUUUGAAAAAUAAUUCAUGUCAGCCUGGUAAAGACUGUAGCCAUUUUACUCAGAUUGUUUGGGCAAAUACUUACAAAGUAGGUUGCGGAGCUGCAUACUGUGCACAUAAGGUUGCUUAUGUAGUCUCUUGCACUUAUGGACCACGUGGAAAUUUGCUGGGACAAGUCCCUUUCAUACUGGGUGUGAAAUGUUCUAAAUGUGGAGGGGAAAAAUGCAAUGUGGCUUCAUGUGGUAAUCCAUCGCGAGAUGAAAACUAUGGGGAUUACAACUAUUGUCCACCCUUUGCAACUAUUGAUUGUUACAGGCUGAGCAAAGGUAAUGUAAGAGUGAAUAAUGAAAAAGUUAGAGUUGGCCUUGAAUGUGCAGACUGUGUAUACACAGAUGGUGAUAGUGAAAGUGGAACUGAAGAUCACUUUGCCUAUGUUGACUACACAGGAAAUUUCAGUGUGACCCACAGCAGUGCAGUUAGAAGAACAGCAUACAGUUAUUUUAUGUACUCACUUAUGUGCAUAAUAUGGAAAUAAGAGUAUUAAACAUAAUACCGUAAAGUAUUUGCUUUGUUUAUGUGGCCUUUAAUUUAGUAAUGCAGUGUAUGUAAGGCAACUGUUCUUUGGCUUGUUAAGAUUUUUUUUAUUGAACUUUUCCAAAGCUGUUUACAUUUGUACAUUAGCCUUUCUUUGUGCUUAAAUAUGCACACAUUCUCCUUCAGGCUUUGGUGAUUAGCAUUUUUGCAUGCCAGAUUCCAAAGUCAAACAUAUAUCUGAUAAAACAAAGGUGAUUAACAUUUUUUCAAGGCCAACCUAAGGCUCAGCAUCAUCUACUUUUAUUAUAAUACUAAAGAACAGCAACUUUGCAAAUACAAACCAAGUGCCAAUUGCACUUUUUGAUGGUUUGCUGGUUACCCUACUCUUAGAUAUCACACAUCUAGAUCAAAAGAUGUUUAUUUAAAAACAUGUGUAGCCUUGUUUGGUGCUAUGUGCAUGAAUUUAUCCACAAGCUAAUUGGUAGUAAAGGGCCAGACCAGUAGCCCAAGAUACUGAAUACAACAAUGACACAGGGCCUGUGUCAUCCUACUGUCCUGUUCCUAUUAUCUCUUUUCCUUUGCACUGCUUUUAAAUUUCAAUUGUUUUAAUAUAUGUUAUGCCAAUCUUACUAAUGCUUUAAAACAUAUUUAUGUAAUAUUUUGGGUUAAGCAAUAAGCAAUAUUUUAACGUGUUCAUAUAAAACUAAUAACUUUUAAAAGAUUUAUUUUAAAAGAUAUUAAAAGAUUCUCUGCAUUCA
Messenger RNA from Xenopus tropicalis (tropical clawed frog), 1740 nucleotides. RefSeq names its product GLI pathogenesis related 1 (gene glipr1l1). Lineage: Eukaryota; Metazoa; Chordata; Amphibia; Anura; Pipidae. The transcript is spliced from 7 exons. The record is from RefSeq and is a predicted model, not a curated record. The coding region runs from base 108 to 983 and encodes 291 amino acids.